CAAUCAUUUUAUAGGAAAGGAUAAUCCAAUACUAAUUGGGAGGUGAAAGUUGUAAUUAAAAUUUAACAUCCAAACAUGGUUAUUACAUCUAGAGUUUUACCUCGUAAAAUAUUGCAAAAUCUUAAUUUUGUUAAAGUAUUAGGUAAAGAUGUAAAACCUUUCUCAGCUAUGGCACAAACAAAACAUGAAACAGAACAUGAAAAUGAUGAUUCUAAAAAACAAAUUAAUCAAGAAUCACUAGAUCCAACAACUCUUACAAAUUAUAGAUUUAUUUAUCCAGAAUUCUUACCAACUACAAAUCCUCUUCAUCGUAAUAGCAUAGCAGAGAAAUUAGAGCGUAUGGACAUGUUAGCUAGAAGAGCUGUAUUAGGUAUUCCUGAAUUUUAUGUUGGCUCUAUAUUAGCAGUCAAUUAUUCUGAGCCUCAUGCAACUGGAAAGGUGAACAGAUUUGUUGGUAUAUGCAUUUUAAGAGAAGGUGCUGGCUUACGUGCUUCAUUUAUUUUAAGAAAUGUUAUAAAUGGAGAAGGUGUGGAAGUACGUUACAUGUUGUAUGAUCCUGCUAUUCAAAAAAUUGAUUGUUUGAGGUUAGAAAAAAGAUUGGAUAAUGAAUUACUUUACCUCCGAGAUGCACCACCAGAGUAUAGUACAUUUCCACUUGACAUGGAAACAGAAAUAACUCCUGAAGGACCUGUUCCAGUGAAUGACAUUAAAGUUCCACUCAAACCACAACCAUGGUUGGAAAAGUGGGAACGUAAAGAUUUAAAGGGUCUUAAAGAUGUGGUUGUUAAUGAAAGACGUCAAAAGAAGGCAAAAGCUGCUGCUAAACCAUGGGAGAAAUAUGAUUUAAUGAAAAUUUAUAGGGAGACCAUUCCAGAAGAAGAACAAAUUGAAAUAUUCUCAGAUGUACACACAGAACUUCGUCAACUGGAAGUGAAAAAGGAUAUAUUAAAACGUCAGCGUGUACUACAUAGACCAAAGAAAAAUGUAUAAAUUUAAUUUUGAGUUAUAUAUAUUUCUAAGUUAUAUAAUUUCCCAGUUAUAUAUAUGCUGUGUACGUUAAGAAAUUACUUUAAGUUUUCCUUAAAUAACUUCUACAGACUGUAAAAACAUAAAUAACUUAAAUAUUUAAUUUACAAGUAUAUAAUAAUAGUUUCACUAUAAAUAGAAUUACAUUUAAAUAUAUUUCUUAUUACAUUAACAUUGAUUUGUUUUAUGCAACAGAUACAGUUAAAAAAUCUCGUUUUAUUAGGAAGUGAAAAAUAUACAAUAGAUAUUAUAAAAUUUUCAUGACUACAUCAUUUUUCAAACAUUCUUAUUUGAUGUAUAAGAGAACAAUUAUUUUUUGUAUAUUAAGUUGUCCAAAUUAACAGAGAGAAGAUAUAAAUACUUGAAUAUGAAAUUAACUAGUUAAUAAUGCCACAUUAAUUUCUUUAACCAUUUUAAUGCGAUAUAACAUUUUUAUAAGGUGUUCUUUAGCCAGUGGAGAUGUUGAAUACCAUACUGGGCUAUCUGGUACACAACUUCUUUCAGGGAGUAAAUAGAACACAUCAUUUCGAGUUUUAACACUUUCGGGACUAAAAAUCCAUAGAAAUGUUUUAGUUUCACUAUAUUAUAUGGAUUUUUAUAAAUAUCUAAUUGUUUUAAAUAGAUAAACUUACCAUUUGGAUAAAUAGAAUUCAUAUAAUUUGACUGGACACCUUAAUGGAUUUUCUUCAUUUUCUUGUUGUUCAUAUACCUUCUUCUUGCGUGAAUUACCUUCUAAAAAUAUUCGAAGUUUAUUAUUUUGUAAUGAUUUAAGAAUAUAAAUUACUCGAUACCAACCCAAUGCUGAUUGUGGUGGAUAAAAACGAAGGAGAACAUUUCUAGAACCUGGAACCUUUCCUGUUGUUGCAGCCGGUUGGGCGGCAGGAUUACGUUUCCAAUGUUUCAUAAUAUGAGAAAAUGAUAACUGCAUAUGCUCUUCUACUGUCUACAACAUUUUUUUCCAUUUCGUAAUUUUGCAUUUUUUCUUUUUAUGUACAAAUGUUAAUACUAAACUGAAAUCAAAAUGAUUCACACGUACCACAAGAUUAAAAUGUUUAGUGUUAAAAAACAUUAAAGUACUUAAAAGUACAUGAGGAGAAUGAGCACCUAAUUGUUUGCAUUCCCAUAAAUGUUCUUCUUCAACUCGUGUAACAAUAUAUUCUAUAAAGAACAAGCA
Messenger RNA from Osmia lignaria (orchard mason bee), 2200 nucleotides. RefSeq names its product mitochondrial ribosomal protein L19 (gene mRpL19). Gene Ontology annotation, molecular function: structural constituent of ribosome. Gene Ontology annotation, cellular component: ribosome; mitochondrial large ribosomal subunit. Lineage: Eukaryota; Metazoa; Arthropoda; Insecta; Hymenoptera; Megachilidae. The record is from RefSeq and is a predicted model, not a curated record. Gene Ontology annotation, biological process: translation.